CUUCAACACUCUUCAAUUUUUCUUCAAUGAGUUAUCUAUUAGUUGGGUAUAAUCAGUUAUCCGGAGAUCUUCCAUGGGAUAUGUGCAAGAAUUCCAUUAAUCUAGAAUAUUUUUAUCGCGAUACAAACAACUUCCAAGGCCAAAUUCCAGCUUGUCUCAUUAUUGCUCAGAGAUGAAGUUAAUGAAUUUGGAAUUCAAUGAUUUUAAGGGUUCCAUACCUGCAAAUAUUGGCAACCUUUCAAAACUAGAGCACUUGCACCUUGGUGGAAUCCAUUUAACUGGUGCGCUGCCUUUAACGCUCUGCAAUCUAUCUUUGCUAAGGGAUCUCACAGUUGAGUCUAAUCAGUUAUCCGGCGGUCUACCAAAGGAUUUGUGCAAGAAUGCCAUGAAUCUUGAACGUGUGGAUCUCGUUCUCAAUUUCCUUACUGGACCAAUCCCUUCUCGUAUUUCACAAUGUAGUGCACUCCAAUACAUUAGGUUGUGGUCUAAUAACUUCUCAGGAGGGAUACCAGCUGGGUUGGGAAACAUGUCCGCGCUUCAAUUUAUGUAUCUCCAUAACAAUAGCCUGACUGGAGAAAUUCCAUCCGAUUUAGGGCAGUUGACAAAGAUUGAACUACUAUAUCUCCAAUCAAACAAGCUAACUGGCGUAAUUCCUCCAUCUCUGUUCAACAUAACAACAUUGUACAUAUAAUGUGCAUAUUGUGAAUAUUGUAUAGUCUAGAUUAGUUGUACAGUCUAGAUUAGUUAUCUGAUCGUUGGGGUUGUUUUGUAAAUAUUACAAGUAGCAUGGUUGUUUUGUAAAUAGUAUGGAUAGUUAGAUUAGUUAGCCGACUUAGUCUUGGUUGUAUUUAAUACGUACAAUUUAUGUCUAUACAGUCUAGAAG
This is a messenger RNA of Oldenlandia corymbosa var. corymbosa, 884 nucleotides long. Lineage: Eukaryota; Viridiplantae; Streptophyta; Magnoliopsida; Gentianales; Rubiaceae. The record is from the annotation of a GenBank genome assembly.